Molecule: messenger RNA, 1623 nt
Organism: Thrips palmi
Lineage: Eukaryota; Metazoa; Arthropoda; Insecta; Thysanoptera; Thripidae
Exons: 3
Coding region: 445-1047 (200 amino acids)
Source: RefSeq, a predicted model, not a curated record
AUAACUUCAGGCGGAACUGCUAAUGUUACUCCAGUAACCGCAAGAUGCUUCCAGGUUCUGAAGACCGACGCCACUCCGGCUGCGGCUCGCUACGGUCACCACGAGUCACGGAACUUCCGGGAGCUGAGCUGUCAAGAACUAGACGACAUUUUGCUUGGCCAGUAUCUGGACAGGGUUCCAAAGACGGACGCCACUUCGACUGUAGCUCAUUACGCUUCCCAUGAGUGUCGGAACUUCCAGGCGCUAAGCACACGUCAGGGACACUGUCAAAAACUGGACGACAUUUUCCUGAACCCCGAUCUGGACAGGGUGAGAAAGGUGAACAACUUGGGCUGCGAGAAGCGACCCAACUGGUGCAAGGUGCUGCUGCAGCGUGUGGCCCCGCGCGUCGAGUGGCUGUCUGUGGAUUGCGCCCUCCGUGAGCACCUGGACGUGAUCCACGACAUGCCUGCACUGCGCUUCUUGUCCGUCCACAUGGCUGAGUGUGGCACGGUGGUCCCGGACCUGCCGCUGCAGCUGGAGGACCUGGAGGUGCGGAACGUCCCGGAGCAACACUUGCAGUCGGUGCAGCGCAUGCCCAACCUGCGCAAGCUCACCUUGGACUGGAGCGGUGGUGGUGCACUGGACGUGGCCUUCCCCCCUCUGCCCCCGCACCACCGCGGCCUGCAGUGGCUCCAGGUGUGUCUCCGCCCCGCCUCCACCGUGCUGUCGCUGGCCAAGGCCCACGCCGCCACCCUGCAGGACCUGAGGAUUCUCUGCGCGUCGGAGGGAGACACGCCGUGGCACUUCCAGGACCUGGCCGAGGGGCUGGGGCGGUGCGGGCUGGUGGCGCUGCGGCGCGUGGUGCUGCUGCGAGGGUAUGCUCCAGGCUUCCCCGACAACAAGCUCCCCCACGGCAAGGAGUCGUGCCGACGGCAGAAGCACGCCGUCUGGGACAGCCUGCUGGCGGCGGACUCCAAGGCCGUCAGGGUGGUGACGGUGCUGUGCGGGGAGUGCGACAAAUGCCCUGCCUUCCCUUCCCUCGGGGACUUCACCUGGCAAGAUUAGUCACGCGCACUGACUUUUCCGAAUUGUUACGAAUUUUUCCAGAAUGCACCUAAUACGGUGUUUGUUUUGUUUUUGUUCUUUGUUAACUCUCACAACACAAUGGUUCCCCAACUGUUCCUUAUUGUCGUCUAAAAUUUUGAGAACAAAUCUGUACUUAGCACACACCUAUAAACGCUCUCCUGUUCGAAGUACACAGUAAAGCAAGCAUGCGUAGCAUAGGCUGCGCAGGCGCACUCAAGCGGGCUUUGUGAGUGCUCUUGGAAGUGUGUAGCAAGCAUGCAUGUAAUAGUUUGAUAUUCGUUAGUUAAGUAAAAGGGAACAUGUGCUGAUCGUUUACCCUGCUCAAUGAGACGUUUCAUAGCACUUGAGGCACUGCACUCACACUGUCAUCCAUAACAUUGGAGGGUAAAUUGUAUUUGAGGCAAAAAAUGACAAAUGUUUUAAGUUAUUGAAUUCAUUAUAAUUGAUAUCUAGAUAUAACAGUUUCGAGUAAGAAAAUAACUUCAAGCCUGUUAAAUUGUGUACAAAAGAAUAUUGUCAGAAAAAGGUUCCCAUUAAAGUUUGAUCAAAACACAA